CACAGAUGCCGUUUGACCCAACCAUUGAUUAUUACUGGUUGGGGGAAACGUUACGUGAUCUGGCCUUGGGUGCAGGGUCAACCUUAAGUGCACUAGACAACACCAUGAACUGUCUAAGGCCACCGUACCUGGAGGACGCCGACCCCGACUUCAUGGACCUGCUGAAAAAGCUCCAGGGCAAUAGCGAAAAGUUGCUCAAAGAGACCAUCAGGAACAUCAGAAAUCACCCGUUUUUCCGAGGAAUAAACUGGGAGGAGGUGGAGGCGAAAGAGACGCGCCCCCCAUUCUUUGUACGUCGAAAGGGCCUCAGACACAUUAGAAGGCAGAAGAUACCACUGGAUGACCUCCUAGACGAUGAGGACAUUACAGACGAGAUGCAGAUGCUAUUCGAUGGCUUUUCAUUUGAGAGUGAUCAAUGGAGAGCCAUACAGAAGCUGAACUGAAGCCGCAACACGCCAGGAUGAAGCUUAUGGAAAACGACAUAAAAUACUGCAAGGAAUUUCACACCUGGUGUUCCCUCUCGACCAUCUACCACCACAAGGGAGCCGUGACAUAGUCUCCAAGGGAGUCAGACUGAGACUGUGAGGAAGUCAGGACUAAGUCUACAAUGGAGCAGGGAGGAUCGUACAGAGGAGCAGAGAGGAGUCUGUUGGGGGACAGAC
Molecule: messenger RNA, 662 nt
Organism: Rana temporaria (common frog)
Lineage: Eukaryota; Metazoa; Chordata; Amphibia; Anura; Ranidae
Product: serine/threonine-protein kinase Sgk1-like
Exons: 3
Coding region: 6-443 (145 amino acids)
Biological process (GO): protein phosphorylation
Molecular function (GO): protein serine/threonine kinase activity; ATP binding
Source: RefSeq, a predicted model, not a curated record